Blumeria graminis f. sp. triticale is the source of this 1296-nucleotide messenger RNA. Lineage: Eukaryota; Fungi; Ascomycota; Leotiomycetes; Helotiales; Erysiphaceae. The record is from the annotation of a GenBank genome assembly.
AUGCUUUAUGAAUUUCACCGUGUACAGAAUAAAAAGAAACCUGGAUCACUCCACGCCACUUAUCUCAUCAGCGGUGUUAGACGGGAAGAAGUGGCAUCCCAGUCUUUGGCAAAGAAGUCCAUAAAUGUCGACAAUUUACAUCAAAGUAUUUCCUACCUGUGUAGCUCAUCGCCACCUCCGGAAGACACCCAGAAAAUUCCAGUGACGACUAUCAGCUUAGUCCGGGAAGAGAUACUUGACGAAGAACGAUCCAAAUACGAGUCUUUGAGUGCUAUUCAUAUUUACAGCAUAUCCCAACAGGCACUCAAAUUACAGGAUGUUCAGGUUUUAUCAGACGUAUCUCGGGAAGUACAGGAAAUAUGCGUGGGUAAAGAUCAGAUUGAGACAUAUUCUAAAUACGGCUCUAUAAAAUGUAAAGAUGUCAGGCGUCGUACUGGAGUUAGGAUGGUGGCAUCAGCUCGAGAUGCUCCAAAUAAAAAUACCUCCUCUAGCGUCAGGACUGGCUCGGGUGAAAAUCAAACUGCAAUUACAACAAAAACAAAAAUUGAACCAACAAAGCCACCCACAGCUAGAGAUUUCUUUGAUAGAGGUCAAACCCAAGCUAAAGAUGUUACAUCUAUGGCCAUUCCGAUAAAACAUUCUGGCUUGCCCUCGACAAACAAAAUUGCAGCAGAUCAAGAACCCCCAAAGAGCGAUUCAUCAGCAAUUUUCAAAGCUUUUUCCAAAUCAAAGCCAAAAAUUAAGGCUGCUGGGGGUCACUCUUCAAUUGUGAAAAUACCUUCCUCAGGUAUCAUUGUGGAUGAAUCUUCAAUCGAUGAAAUGGAAAUAUCAGAUGAUGAGACCAAAUUUUCGGCUUCUUUAAUAAACCAGGCUGUCGAUAAAAGUCAGAAAUCAAAGAAAGAGAGAGAAGAAGCCCUAAGAAAAAUGAUGGAUGAUGAUGAUGAUGAUGAUGAUAAUGAUGAAGUGGAAAAAGAAGAGCCAAUUUCUGUUGUCGAUAUCAAAAAUAUAGAGGAUUCAAACUCAUCCGAAAAAAUAGUUAAGGUAAAAGAUGAGAUUCCGACCACAAACAACCCGAGGAAGAGAAGUAGGAGGAGGGUAAUGAAAAAAACUACAUUCAAAGACGAAGAAGGAUUCUUGGUUACUAAAGAGGAGCCGGCAUGGGAGUCAUUUUCAGAGGAUGAAAAAGCGCCAGCCUUGAAGCCUAAAUCACACCCCUCUGCAGUUUCCAAGUCAAAAAGGGGAGUUGGGGGAAAGCCUGUGCAGGGCAAUAUUAUGUCUUUUUUCGGUAAAAAGUAG